AUGACUUCGAUCAGAGGAACAGAACAAAGCACUGAGCAGUCUAGAAGGUGCGCGGCGCGUUUCUGGAAGCUCUUUCCGCACCUGACGCUGUGCGGCACGCUGGCUGUGUACGCGGCGCUCGGAGCGCUCAUCUUCCAGCAGAUUGAAGGACGCAGCUCUGCCAGCUCGACCAGCUCUGAGGGGGAAUACCACACAUUUCUCUUUGAGAUCGUGGAGAAGGUCCAGAAUGACACCAAUAACGGCUUCAACACAACCGUGAUAGUGGAGAAUGUGAAGAAAAAGAUGGAAGAGUUCAACUCGGUAUGGUUCCAGAGUCCCAACAGAUGGAGCUUUGCUGAGUCCCUGUUCUUCUGCUGCACUGUUUUCACAACCGUUGGAUAUGGAGAGAUCUAUCCAGUUACCUUGACUGGUAAGGUGGUGUGUGUCAUCUAUGCCAUGGUGGGGAUUCCACUCAUGCUUCUCGUCAUGCUUGAUGUGGGGGAUUUUCUUGCUUUGGCGAUGUCCAGGGCCUACAGCGAAUUUCAUAAACUCUCUAAAUCUUUCCGCUCCAAUACCUGGUUACCAUGGAAGGCUCAGAAAAGAGAGGUGGAUUCAGAUGUCCACACCCUGAAGGAUAGUAUCUUUGUUUAUGGCCAUGACAUUGUCAUCUGUAAACCCCUAGACAUCCGACAUGUGAUGGACAGCCAGGCAGAUGUUCAGAACAAAUCCAUUCGUCUCCAAAACAACAAGGACAUCUUCGAAAAGAUUAUUGUAAAGGAGAAUUUAAUAAGGAAAGGCCCACUACAUAGGUCUCUCUCCUGUCCAGAACUUGACCUCCUGCCAUCACCACCUACUGGAUAUGUCAUAUGGGACUUCUCAGGGUUAGGGGAUGAAAUGGAAAUGUUGGAUGUACCCUUUGUACUGAUUAUUUUUGUUGUAACUGUAUACAUUUUCUUAGGUGGUUUGAUUUUACCAUUGUGGGAAAUGAAAAUCAAGGGAUUUGACUCCUAUUACUUUUGCUUCAUCACACUUACUACCAUUGGAUUUGGAGACAUUAUACCCAAAACACAACAAUUCUUUAUACUCACCUGGCUUUUUACUAUUAUAGGCAUGACCAUCAUGUCAAUGGCUUUCAAACUUAGUCAAACAAGAAUUGUAAGUUUCUACCGUAAGUGCAUUAAGUUCAUUAGCAGGGGAAAUGCUGAGAAAUUUGAAAAUGAAGUGUAA
Messenger RNA from Nematolebias whitei (Rio pearlfish), 1206 nucleotides. It is a transcript of the gene kcnk18, whose product is annotated as potassium channel, subfamily K, member 18. Gene Ontology annotation, biological process: potassium ion transmembrane transport; stabilization of membrane potential. Gene Ontology annotation, cellular component: membrane. The transcript has 3 exons. Gene Ontology annotation, molecular function: potassium ion leak channel activity. NCBI's taxonomy places the organism in Eukaryota, Metazoa, Chordata, Actinopteri, Cyprinodontiformes, Rivulidae. Bases 1 to 1206 code for a protein of 401 amino acids. The record is from RefSeq and is a predicted model, not a curated record.